Messenger RNA from Lutzomyia longipalpis, 4665 nucleotides. Its product is annotated as transmembrane protein 198. The transcript is spliced from 5 exons. Gene Ontology annotation, cellular component: plasma membrane. NCBI's taxonomy places the organism in Eukaryota, Metazoa, Arthropoda, Insecta, Diptera, Psychodidae. The record is from RefSeq and is a predicted model, not a curated record. Bases 2913 to 3938 code for a protein of 341 amino acids.
GAGGGGGUUAUCUCAUUGUUUUUUAGAGAAUAAAAAAUCAAAUAAUUUAUUCUCAUGGCUGUUUGAAGAAAAUAAUACAACAACAGUUUGAAAUUAGUUGUUGAAGAUCUCCCUCAAAAUAAGCCAUAAAAAUUUCCAAAUAUUAAAAAUUAAUAGCCUAUCACACGUUAAAGUCAAUGAGGUGAGCGUCCUGACCUCGUUCUUGUUCGUUUUAUUCUUCAUUUUAAUACUUUCAAAGCUUUAAAAGAUUUAUUUUUAUCUCUUUCUUUUUAGGAUCUGAUCUCACGUAAGUAAUUUCUCACGUAUUAACUUUAACUUAUGCUGAUUUUUCAGUUAUUUAUUUAGGCAUUUUAGGAGUUUCUUCUGAAAUUUCAACGAUUUCAAGGAUUUCUUGGUCACUGAAUACAACCCAUUGCUUGGGAAACUGAUAAAAAAUAUAUGAAUUUAAACUUGGCGCGUAUUCGAGGUGGGAUAGAAAAGAUGGUGAAUUCCAAUGGUGAAAGAAAAAAUGUGGGGAAAAUGAAAACUUUGGCGGGAAAAAUAGAAAAGUGUAAAAUUCAGUUGAAUAAAGGGCAAUUUUUUGAACCAGCUUGGAAACGAAUAAGAAUCGAGUCGAAACUAAACUCUUUUAGGUACCUAUAAAAAAGCUUUAAAUCUGUAUUAUAAAAAUUUUAUCUUCAAAAAGCUAGGUUAUAAAUUUUAUCAAAAUCUUGCUUAAAAAAAUAAGAAAAUUAAUAAUUGAAUAGGAAGGAAAAAGAAUUUUCCUUUUCCCCCCGGAUUCAUAUUUAGAGAAAAAAAAAGAAUUUUAGUUUAACAUUUUUUUUCUAAACUAUUAUUUAAAAUUUUAAGCGCAAAAAACCGUUUCAUUGCCUUUCACUAUUUUAUGUCGUCAUAAGGCGUUUUGGAAACUCUUGUCUCCUUCCUCAGGCCUAGGAGUAAUGAAAGAAAAGUAGCAAAAAAUCAUAUCUUCGUUAAAUUAAUUUAAUUAAUCUUCUUUUUAGUUACUUUCAAACCAAAAAUUGCAAGAAAAAUAAAAAAAUAAUAAUAAAAAAUAUUAAAGGAAAAUUGAAAAAAAGGACCUCGUGUGAGGAGGUUGAACCUUUUUGAGUUAAUUCACCCCAAGUUGGAAUAAAGGAGAAACCACGCAAAUGUCUAGUGGGGGAUGAUCUGCGCAGGAGUGGCAUAUGUCCUGGAAAAGUCCUCGCCAUUCCCAUAGAGAAACAUACAUACAAUUCCUUCACCAUCUCUCUCUCCCCUUUGAUACCCAACCACAUCGUGUUUGUUAUUUCGCAUAUAAAGUAUUGCAGCGUCCUAAAUAGCAAGAUAAAGGUUGUGCAGCGCAAUUUUUUUGUGCUUUUCCCUCUUUGCCAAAAAAAAAAAGAAAAGAAAAAACGAAGAAGUGUUGAGAAAAGUAGAGGCUACAAGUUUUGUGAUUAAAUUCGUUUUUGGGGGACAAAAUUAUGUCAUUUGUUGCUCUCUUUUGUAGAAAAUAUUACUUUUGUUGGUUUAAAUUGCCAUACCUCAAUGUAUUUACGCCCCAGUGAUUUUUUUCAAAGCAUCACGAAUUAAUAAUUUUCGGAGUGAAAAGAACAAAUUAUUUUGUCAAAGUGAUACGUCUCUUGUUCGUGGUACAUAGUCCAAUGGUACAUUAUGUAGUUGGAGAGACAGCUGAAUGAGAACAGAGGCACAGAGUUCACAGUAGACGCAACGAGGGCACAUAGAAGAGAAUUUGGCACACGCCUUUUCGUGUUGACCAUUUUGUGGAUGGUGUGAAAAUUUUUCUGCACAUGGAAUUUCCUGGAAAAUUCUGCUUUGGUGUGCCAUGGCAGAGACGCAUUAAAGGGCAUCAAAUUAAAUUAUCAUUUUGUACCUAAAUGCGUGAGUGCGGUGGAAUUUAUUGGUGAAGUGUGUGGUGAGGAGCAAUAAAAUAUAAAAAAGUGGGCGACAGAGUCCUCGAUGAUGUCCUUUUUUGUGUCUGCUCCAGUGCUAUGUGUUGUGGUGUGGAAAAUACGUUGAAAAUUGUGAAAAUUCAUUGGGUGGGAAAUGUAAGGAAUUUCUCUCGAAUGUAUUUAUUGAUUCUCGGGGCCACGGUAGCAUAGCUCUCCUGAGGAGCGCACACAGUUGGUGCACCAAUAUUGGGACAGUUGGAGUGGUUGUGGAGACAAAACAAGGAGGGCAAAACAUUGUGAAUUAUUUUGGUGAAAAAAAAAAAUCGAUAAAUUAUUUAAAUGUGAAAAAGGGUAAGGAUACCACAGGACAUCUCUUACACCCCUAAAUACUGCCACCACCCACAUAAAUUAAAGCCAAACCAACAAACAAAUAAAUUUCCAAAAAAAAAAGAAAAACCUCCAACAUCCAGGACGAGAGUGAAGGAAAAAGGGUGCGUUACGAGACAAAGGAGAGAUCCUUUGGAUGUUAAAAUACAGAGAGACGCAGGAUUUACGUCUUUUGUCAGUUCUUUUAUAAUUUUCCACGACAAGAAUUAUGCAAUCCUAUUUGAUGAAAUAUUUCCACCCAUUUUCCUCAGACUUUUUCUCAUCCAUCGUCGUGGAAGAGACACAAAAAAUCCUCACAGGAUGCUGCUAAAGACUCUCGCUCUCUCUCUCUGUCUCUCAUGUACAAAAUUAAUAUAAAACAGUGCGAGUUAAAUUAACUGUGAGAAAAAGACACGCAGACAACAAAAGCAAAUCCUCCCACACCCUUUAAUGCGAAAAGAAACUUUUUAAUUGGGAAAAAGGACACUGCCAUAUUACCUACUCAAAUAUUAAAAAAGGAAGAAAAAAAGCCGAAAUUGAUACCAUCCGUGGGAAAAGAGUUUAAGCUCUUUUUUCCUCCCAAAAAAAAUCUAUUAUAUAUAAAAAUCUUCUAAAGUUUAGCUUAAAAAAUAAUUUAAAAAAAAAAUAAUCAUAAAAAUGACAGCAAUGAAUUUCGUGCAGAGCGAAGAAGUAGCAAAAAUUUGGCCAUUUCUCCUUCAAGGUGUAAUGGACACCUCAAUAUGUCCCACGAGUCAACCGGAUAUGAUUGAGGUCCUCCUGUGGACAACAUGUGCCGUCUUUGGCUUUGUCUACAUGAUGCUCGGCUAUCGAUGCCUCCGUGCCAUUGGAUUCCUCACAGGUUUAGCAGCAGGAGCGGGAUGCGUCCUGUGGCUGCAGAGGCACAAAACUCUCCUCGGUAGUCCAGGAGAUUCAGCUCUGGCCGUGGCAGCAGGGCUAUGUGGUGCAAUGCUGGGUUCCACCCAUCCCGUGGCUUCGGCCUUAGUGAGUGCAAUUGCAGGAGCAAUAAUUGCUGGAGCCACAAUGGUACUGUGCAUUGCCACAAUGCCUGAUCAUGAAUUUGGGGAACGUGAGAUUGUUGUGGCCGUAUCUGGGGGUGCGGUUAUAUUUGCUGUGAUGACCCUAUGCUGUGCAAAAUUGAUUACGAUCAUCUCAUCGAGCAUCAUUGGCUCCACAAUGGUUCUCCUCUCUGUGGAUUUUUUCCUCCAUAGCCUUGAGACUGUUAAAUGGAUUGUGGCUAUUAAGCCAAUAGCAAUGCCCCCACCACCCUGUUGGGGUGGUGUUAUAAUGUGCUCGUGGCCAGUGACGGCUUUGGUGGGAAUCUUGGCACAAUGCUUCAUCACGGCGUGGCGUCUGGAUCACAAGAAACGCCCCCAACCCUACAGAAGACACCUCGAGGCACCCAUUACGGUACGAGGUGUACCGGAUGUACCAGCAAAUCGUCCCCCAAACCCUCCAGCAAGACCACGGGAGACUCGAGAGGAGGCAAGACAGAGGAAAUUCCGGUACUUGUACCACAUCCGCACCUCAAGAGGGGACAUCAUCUCACAGAAUUGCGCUUCCGCCCUGCAAAAGCACAUCCAACCACAUUCGGGAUCAUCCUCAGAGCACUCCACACACAUGACACACCUCCCGGAUUCCGUGGCUCUCGAUACGAAAUCUUGAGACCACUGCUCAAAUAUCUACUAUUAAGUCUAUAUAUAAUAAUGUACAUUCUUCACUUUCGUUUCUCUCAAUACAUUACCUAAUGUUCUCUUUCCACGAGGACUUGUGCACUUUUUAGGAGACCUAGUCUCACCAAAAUGUAUUCAAAAUACAAGGAAAAUUUAAUCAAAGACAUUAUGCGCUAUCUGAAUAUCAAAUAUUCAGUUUAUUAUACAAAAAAAAAUUAAAAAUUUAUCUGUAGAUUCGAUAGAUUCUCAUCGAUAUUAGAAAUCAUUUAGGAUCAAUGAGAAAACGACUUUAAAAUAAAAAAAAAAGGAUAACAAAAUCCUGGUUUCCCGGAAGAUCAUUAAUAAUUGGGAUUCAUUUUGAUUCACACGACAAUAUAAUUCAUAAGAACAUGAAAAAAAAUCCAAAAAAUAUUUGUUGACAUGAAGCUUCCAAGACAUUAUCAAUGGAGUUCAAUGUAAUUUUAAAAAUAUAUAUAUUAUAUAUAAUUAGAUUGUAAGUGAACAAAAAAAAAACAAAAUCGAGGGACAAAAAUGCAUAUGGCGUCUUCGGAAGCCAUCCGGACGCCAUAUUGAGUGAUGGAACAAAAAAACAAUGUGACGAAAAAAAAUCUGCUCAAAAAUUAUAUGUUGAGGAUUCAAUCAAAGUUUAUAUUAUGUGAGAACCGUUCUUAUAUGUUGUAUUUAUAUUUAAAUAAUAAAAUUCAUUGAGAAUAAAGUCA